GUUCACGCAGUUGCCAAUCCUGAUCAAUGAAAUGAAAUGAAUAAAUACUUGCUGGGCACCCAGGUAGCCAAGCACCCGACAGAGAGGUAGGUAUGCGUGCUCCCAUCAGUCGUGAUCCUUCCCCGAUACAAAUAGCCUGUUGGAGUUUGGGGGGGUUGGAGUUCUGGCAACCACAUCCAUUCCGAUUCCCAUCGUUCAACGACGCCCUGCACCCACGCCAUCCCCCCACGAAAAAAGCAAGCCGCAAGCCGCAAGCCACAAGCCACAGCGCAACUAUCAUAAGCCCAGAAUUUCUAGACUCUCCUUAGUGCCCGCAUAAAAAUGCACCAGGUUGAAUGAGGGGCAAAAUUGAAAAAGGGAAAAAUUUCAAAGUUGGAAGGAGGGGCAUGGCUGCAUUAGAGUGCGUCAUAUCUUACCCGUAUUCCGUACCUCUGUGGCAUCAACUUUUACGAAUGGCAAAACUGCAGAACCACACAACCAUUAUAUAUCAUUGGCUUCGUGCGCUUGACAUCCAUGAUAUGAGACGGCGAGCUUCAUGGAUUCUGUGUGAUUUUCGUCUUGGUAAGGAAGAGAGACAGAGAGAGGGGACAGAAAGAAAAAGAAAAGGAAAAAAAGUGCAGUGUACAAUGUACAAUGUACCUACAAUCCUGUAAGCAAGAGAAGAUCCAUUCAAUGCAAAUGGCUCUUUUAUUUGGGUCUGUCUGCCAGAAAACCACAAUAAGUGUAAAUCUCUUACACACAUGCUCAUUUUCAUCCUCGUCAAUUGGUCUGUCGGAUUUGCUCUCUGGGAUUCUUGCUUUGCUGCCACAUACCCGCGCUCUACAUAGUAUAGUAUGACGGUUAGCAGGAAAUAUACCUUGGUCGCAACUUACACUUUCAUAUGAUCGCUACGACUAUUUAAGCUCGAGAGAAUCGAUUUUCCUUCCAGUCCUCUUUUUAUCUAGCAUUUAUUAUUUUUGGUCCAAUCGACUUGAAAGAUUUGUAAAAUCUCAGAUUGUACCUGAAUUGCCUACCUUGGAUUGUUCUGGAAACGAACAACAAAGGAAACCUUGGACCACUUCGCAAAGCUCUACUUGAGAUAUAGAUUGCUUGUAUUGAUUAGUGUGUCUGCCGUUUGGAUCCUGCUAUUGUCAUUUACAACUUCAAUCGAUAGAUUUGACUUAAAAUAUAACCAGCAAGAUGACUUCCAUGAAACCAAUCUUCUGUGCUACCCACCCCAGAGCAUGCUCUACCGCAUUCGAAAGAGUCUUUAUGACUCGCGAUGACGUCCUUGCCUGUGUUCACGAACCCUUUGGAGAUGCAUUCUACUUUGGUCCCGAGAGACUCAGCCCGAGAUAUGAAGACGAUGAAGCCGCGCGCAAGGAGAGUGGUUUCGCAGAUAGUACAUACAAGACGAUUUUCGAGAGAAUUGAGAAAGAAGGCAAAGAGGGAAAGCGACUUUAUAUCAAAGAUAUUAUUCACUACCUUGUGCCUCCUCAAGGGAAACCAGCAUCAAUUGCUCCCUCACUCGGAGGUAAAAGUGUCAAGAAGGGUGUCGGCACCAACGGCGAAACAAACGGAGUAAACGGGGUGUCAAAUGGGGAAACCAAUGGGGUUAACGGCCACACAAACGGCCAUACCAAUGGACACACCAAUGGACACACUAACGGCACCACCGCCAAAGCCCCAUAUCCAUAUAACACCGUCGCUGAGCCCGGAAACCCCACCGUUGUCCCCGCCGAAAUCCUCAAGCAAUUCCACUUCACCUUCCUCAUCCGCCAUCCCCGUUCUAGCAUUCCCUCCUACUUCCGCUGCACCAUUCCUCCUCUGGACAAAGUAACUGGCUUCUACGACUUCAUGCCUGAAGAAGCCGGUUACGAUGAACUCCGUCGCGUAUUCGAUUUCCUACGCUCCAAUAACCAAGUUGGACCCAGCAAUGCCGGAACCCCCGAAUCCCAGUCUGAGAAUCUGAAAGACGGAGAAGUGAGUGUUACGGUUAUUGACGCAGAUGAUUUGUUGGAUAAUCCAGAGGGUAUCAUUAAAGCUUAUUGUAAAGAGGUGGGCUUGGAAUAUGAUGCCAAUAUGUUGAUUUGGGAUACCGAAGAGCAUCACAAGAAAGCGCGCGAGGCGUUUGAGAAAUGGAGGGGUUUCCACGAUGAUGCUAUUAAUUCUUCGAGUUUGAAAGCGAGGGAACAUAAAAAGAAAACCAAAACCAUAACCCAAGAAAACGAAGAAUGGGCCGAGAAAUACGGCGCGGACGCGGCGAAAAUCAUUAGAGAAACGGUGGAUGCGAAUAUUGACGAUUAUGAAUAUUUGAAACAAUUUGCGGUUAAGGUUUAGGGAGUUUCUUCUUCUUUUUGGAAGAAAGGGAGGGAGGGAAUUCUUGAGGAUUGUUAUAGAAGGGCAAAUGGAAAUACAGAAUAAUAGAACAAUGGCUGAAGAGCCGGAUGAGGGAGAUGCUGGAUGGCUGGGUAGGGUUUGGGAUGGAAUGAUGAUGAUGAUGAUUUGGGGAUUUGGGGAUUAGGAUUUGGUGGAUUAGUGAAUGUGAGGUUUCUGUUUAUAGUUUUUCUUAUGGUUCAAAUGUGAAUAUGAACAUAUAUGUAUAUGUGUUUGUGUAUAUGUGUGUGUGUGUCUGUAUGCUUUGAUAUAAGAUCGAGGACAUAGAAUCAAGGACACAGAAUCAAGGAUACAAAAUAGAUAAUAUAAAAUAGAUAAUAUAAAAUAGAUAAUAUAAAAUAGAUAAUAUAAAAUAGAUAAUACA
This is a messenger RNA of Botrytis cinerea B05.10, 2740 nucleotides long. RefSeq lists its product as hypothetical. Bases 1180 to 2319 code for a protein of 379 amino acids. The record is from RefSeq and is a predicted model, not a curated record. NCBI's taxonomy places the organism in Eukaryota, Fungi, Ascomycota, Leotiomycetes, Helotiales, Sclerotiniaceae. The transcript has 4 exons.